Messenger RNA from Stegastes partitus (bicolor damselfish), 3535 nucleotides. RefSeq names its product NFKB repressing factor (gene nkrf). Gene Ontology annotation, cellular component: nucleolus; nucleoplasm. NCBI's taxonomy places the organism in Eukaryota, Metazoa, Chordata, Actinopteri, Pomacentridae. Bases 417 to 2792 code for a protein of 791 amino acids. The record is from RefSeq and is a predicted model, not a curated record. The transcript is spliced from 3 exons. Gene Ontology annotation, molecular function: nucleic acid binding.
UUACUUUAGCCGGAGCAGAAAAUGGAUGCUUCCUGCUAGCUGGAUGGAUAUCUGUGGCUCCCAGCGGGUUCUGCGCAGCGCUUCUAUCCCUUCGUCACGGAGAGUCCCCUUAGAAGACUCAGACCUGCCUGUCGCUUUGCUCAUGAGCCGCGUUAAGUUUGACAACUAUUAUAAAGUAAAUGAGCAGAGUGUCGCUGCUCAAGUGGAGCCGGAGGCUACACAGGCAGCUAGCAGGCUCAUGCUAGCAUCCAGCAGCGGACUGGGAAAGGAUGCUAGCUAAAAGAGGCUAGCACCAUCAUAAUAACAGCCGGCUCACCGUAGCAAUACAUCCUGCUCAGCUGAACUACAGAGAUAUAAGUCGGACCAGAGGCUACACCUAAAGGUAUGGCCUGGAUUUGAUUUGGACGGUGCUGGUGAUGGCAGAAGGGACUGACACUGGCGAAAUGCCCUCCUUUGACCCAAGUCCUAGUUCUGAAGCAAAAAAGAGACCUAAUUCUUCUGAUGGCAGAGACGAGCCCAUGAGGAAAAUGCCUGUGACAAAAUUUGGAUCGAGACUUCGAUUUGAGCCUGUGCACUUUGUCAGUGGUGGAAGCAAUGCAGGAACUGGCGCUGAUGAGAAGGAGAAUGACAAAGAUCGUAGGAGGAGUGAGUCGUAUGGUGCGAGACAGUGGGACUCUGAACAGUCGUCCUACAGCAGCACCGGCAGAGCGCAGGGCUCCUCCCUGAGGCCUGCGUUUGACAGAGUGCCAUCAUACACUUCUGACUCCUGGGGUUCACAUAGGGACAGAGAUAGAGACAGAGAGAUUUGUUCAGGUAGUGGCUUGGGUUAUUCAAGCCGUGCGCCAACAAACUUCAUGUCAAAAACACAGCAGGACUACACAGCCAAAUAUGAAGCCCACAGCUCUCGAAAUUCAGACUCUUAUUCUCAGCCCCACAGAUACAAUGGCUACGGAGGAGGGAGCAGAUCAGGAGGCUGGGACUCAGGACGUCAGGGUUUGGGGUACGGCCAUCAGGACAGACCAUCAUCAAGCAGACCUUUCAACAGAGUCUACAACAGCCCUGGCAGGAACAGUCCUAAUGUGGCUCAGUCGGGGUCUUCAUCACAGCCUGUUCCUAUAUCUCAGUCAACAUUAGAUGAGAAGCAAAGGCUGAUUGCCAAUGUAGCGUCGGCAUUAGCUGUUGCGUUUAGGGACCCUAUGUUCAUGACUGGAAGUGACUCACCAAACUAUAAUUUCAUGUUGAGCCGUAGCAUCCAGGCUUGCAAAACCAACCCUGAGUAUAUUUAUGUCAACCUGAAGGAUAUUCCUCAGGCUGACCUACCGAAGAACAGAAAAGUACCGACAGAUGGUUAUGCCUGUGAACUGAGAUGCCAGGGUGUGUAUCUUGCCACUGGAUACUCCGGCAGUAAAAAUGGAGCGAGGGACCGGGCCUCUGAGCAGGCCGUGAAACUUUUCCUGAAACCAGUCGAGGUUCGUGUUGUGCAGCGAAAAUACAGACACUCAAUAGUCAACGACAUGGUUGUGUGCCAGAUGCACAGCCCAACACCAGCGUUUUUACCUGCGCUCCGCAACCCAGAGGAUAAACCAACACCCAGCUCUAAGGGCCAGUAUGAGCCUGACAAACGUAAACACUGGACAGAGUUUGUGGUUAUGGACAAUGCUCAUGAUGCCAUCUGCAUACUAAACAACUCUGCGGCUUUUAAUCGCAUGAAGAUAGACUAUAAGUUCGAUCUCCUUCCAAACAACAGCGCGUGGCUGUGCAGUGUUUUCCUGCAGGAUGAGCUGGUAGCACAAGCGACGGGCACUAAAAAGAGCUCAAAGCAUGCAGCAGCCGAAGAGGCGGUGAGGAAACUUCGCAUGAACCAAGCACAGCGGCAGCAGCAGCAACAACAACAGCAGCAGCAACAACAGCAACAGCAGCAGCAGCAACAACAACAACACCAACCACAACAGUCACAGUACUACAGAGGAAAUAAUCAGUCAGAUUGUGUUGGACGCUUUGGACAGCAGGGUGGCAAAAAGAAGCAUCUGAGUGAGCUGGUUAUUCUGGAGAACUCUGACAAUGCAAUCUGUAUCAUUAAUGAUACGGCUCAGUUUAAUAAAGUGACUGCAGAUUACAAGUUUAUGGUUCUGCCUGAUCAUCGCUGGAGGUGUGAAGUUUACCUAGAAGGGCAGUAUGUUGCAGCAGGUAUUGGGCCAAAGAAAAUAGUCAAGCACAUUGCAGCAGUUGAGGCUUUAGCCACUUUGAGACAGACGCAGGCUGUGGUCAAAUCGAACCUGAGAAAGGAGGGUCACAACGACGCCAUAUCCCGCUCUCAGAUCCUGGCUCGCUCUGGUGAGGAGGCCACAAAGCAGGAGAUUAAGGAAGACAACAUUGGAAACCAGCUUCUACGUAAGAUGGGCUGGAAAGGAGGUGGUCUGGGCCGAGACGGGGAAGGAAUCGCAGAACCAAUCAGAGUGAAGGAGCAGUUCUCGAGAGAAGGUUUGGGUAUGGACACGGACAAAACUGGAAAUCAGCUUAGCAAGCGUGACAUUGAGGACAUCAUUCGUAACUAUGCCAGUUCAGACCGCCAGGACGACCUUCGCUUCUCGACUGACCUCACCAAUGAUGAACGCAAGCAGAUCCACCAGAUAUCUCAGAAGUACGGCCUGCGAAGCAAGUCGUACGGACAGGGACGGCAACGGUUCCUUGUUGUCAGUCGGAAAGUUCACAAAGACCAGCUCAUUGGUCAGCUUUUACAGGAAGGACAGGUGGGACGAUACGAGCUUGUGAAACCUCAGGCCUCUCACUAAUUUGCAUGCAGAGAAGAACGGACAAAUUGCCAUCGGCUUGGACUUUAAAGCAAACCACACUCAAGUGUACCUGCUGUGUUUUUACUUGUGUGUGACAAAUUUUCAACACACACUAAUAAAUGAGAAUCUCUCUCAUGUCACUUGUGGUUUCUGCAUUCCUUCGCCAUACAUUGUACUUUAGCUUUAGCAGGGGCUGAAGGAUGAGUAAUUUAAUUUGUCUUUUGUGUCUCCUGCCAUUCCACAUGUCUGAGCUUGUGGUCAGUGCUUUGUGGUAUCAUGUCCUGAUGAUGCUCCAGUUAUUUCACUUAUCUUCAAUUUUAAAAAAAUGACUGCGGUUUCUGUUAUCAAAAUCCACUUCUUGUUUCGUUACUGUUUAAGGAACCUGGCAGAAUAUGCAGCUUUCCACUGCUUGUUUGUGAACAUUGUAGACGGUUGACUCAUGAGAGACGAGGACUAGUGAGGCAAUAACAUCAAACUGUAGCGAGGUGUUCAUUCCAGUCUCACUGUAGUGAUUUUCUGUAUUCAGCAAUACCUGCAAUGUCAUUUGCUAUUUCGACACCUGGAGAUCAUUCUAUAAGUACAAGCUGCAUCCAAGAACAGAAAAUCUUCACAUAGGAACUGUAAGCUGUGAUCUUUGUUCAAUGUCAGAUGUAUUGGUUUGUGUGAGUACAGUUAACGUGUCUGCUUGUUUUCACAGCUGUAAUUACUGAAUAAAUUAAAACUGACAACCAUCAACAAGCUGA